AUCGCCGUCUCCCUCAAAUGCAGCUGCGCCAUCCUUCCUUUGUCUACUGAACGAAGCGCCGCGUCCUGCAACAGCGAAGGCACGGACGGGACUCUUCCUUUCCUUUUCUUUUGCAACCAGAGCGUGUCCUUAUUUUUUUGUUGGUUGUAGCUGCAUUUAAGAAGCCAAACGGACCGAGCAAAGCUUCGUUCGUCAGUCCGGCCGCGAGAUUAUGAGCGAAGUGAGCGCUAGCAAGAACAACUCCGAGUCCGCCGUAGAGUUAACAACCCCUCCGCAGAAGACAGACAAAAUGGAAGACAAUAAGUAUCUCCCCGAGCUGCUGGCCGAGAAGGACAGCUUGGAUUCGUCGUUCACUCACGCCAUGAAGCUGAUUUCUGCAGAAAUCGACAGGAUCCAGAAAGGGGAAACCAAGAAAGAGCCAGAGAAGGAGACCUAUCUGGACCUGUUUGCCACCAAGAAUCUGAAGCUCAAAGAGCGAGUGCUCAUUCCUACCAAGCAGUACCCUCGGGUCAACUUUGUCGGAAAGCUUUUGGGACCUCAGGGCAGCACGAUCAAGAGGCUCCAGGAGGAGACUGGGGCAAAGAUUUCAGUACUAGGAAAAGGCUCCAUGAGGGACAAGAGUAAGGAGGAAGAACUUAGGAAGAGUGGUGAGGCCAAAUAUGCGCACCUUGCCAUGGAGCUUCACGUGUUUAUUGAGGUGACGGCACCCAUUCCAGAGGCCUAUCUGCGCAUGGCUCAUGCCAUGGAAGAGGUCAAGAAGUUCCUUAUCCCGGAACCUGGUGAGCAUGACCCAUACAUGGACCCUCACUUCCUGAAUGGAUCCCAGGAUGGUUCAGGCAGGGGGCGAGGAGGUCACAUGGGAAGAGGCAGAGGUGGACCACCUGGUGCUGGAGGACCAAGGGGCCGAGGGAUGCCACGCGGGGCCCCUCGAGGAGCGAUGCGCGGUGGAGCUCCACGGGGAGGACCCGGAAGAGGCGGAGCUCCUAGAGGCGCCCCAUCGGGCCGGGGCGGGCUACCCUCUGCUCCUACUAGAGGAGGCUCUGCUCCACGCUCUAGACCGCCUACAGCAGGAGCUCCACGGAUGCUCCCCUCCACCGGCAUGUCCCACCAGCAGCACCAGGUGCCUCCUUCAGGGGCACAGUCCAAACCCGAUGGCUAUGAUGAUUACCCUUCAUAUGACGAGUCUUACGCAGAGCCAUCGUAUGAGGGAUACGAUAAUUAUUAUAAUCAGCAGUCUGCCCCUGCUGAUACUGAGUAUUAUGAUUAUGGACACGGUGAAGCCCAGGAUACAUCAUAUGAUUCUUAUGCUCAAGAUGACUGGGACAACUCAUGGUCCAACUCCGGGGCCGGAGGCAAAGCUCCCCAAUCUCGGCAGUCGAAAGGGUCGUACAGAGAGCAUCCCUAUGGAAGAUACUGAACGACUACUGGUAGAGAGUUGCUAUAGCAACUGUCUCCAAUUGUAACUCGCUUAACUUUUCAAAAGUAAUUUCCCUCUCGUUUGUUCCCCCUUUUUUUAUGGUUUAUUCUACUUUGGGUUUUUUUUUUUUAAACUCGGUUGAGCUGUUUCGUUGGAUGUAUCAUAGCACAAAAGAGAAAUUUUUACACGGUCUGGUUCCAUUUAAUGUUUUCAGUUGCGUAGUUAAGAUCCUAGAGGCAUAAACUUAAAGGACUGAGUGAUAUUUUUAAGUGACAUUUGAUGAUUAUUUCAGUUAACUGUUAUUGAACAAACUGUGACUGUGGCGAUAAACGAACACAUAGGCUGGAUUUUAAAAGUCCUUCUUGACUGGACAAAAAAAAUUAUUCUUAGUUGCUUGAUUUAAAUUUGCUAUAAAUAAAACCGAGUUAGAUACAAAGUCAAACAGCACUGAGCUCUAUUGCUGCAAACUAAGUCUUAAAUUUGUCUAUACAUUACAAAUCUAAUGUUUGAAGUAAAAAAAUCUCAUAAAAACUAGUAAUCUAUUUGACAGAAAUAUUUUUCCACAAUUGGCAUAUUACGAAGUAGUCUAUUACUAUUACUGUCAAAAUGACCGCUGACACAUAGGUUUGAAGGAUUAUCAAUACAUAUUGUGUUCGAGGAAGGCUGCAGCCAACUCAAUAUUUUGUACAUAACCUUAGGACAAUUGUGUAUGCUUUAAGUCGUGCCGUCUCCAAAAUGCAUAAUGCUUGUGUACCUUUGGACUAAAUAGGAUACUAAACAUAUCCCAAAAUGUAUUUCUGCAGUGCGUGUUUCAAUAAAGUUUCUAGUUUCUUUUUAAUCGA
Mugil cephalus (flathead mullet) is the source of this 2259-nucleotide messenger RNA. RefSeq names its product KH domain containing, RNA binding, signal transduction associated 1a (gene khdrbs1a). The transcript has 9 exons. The coding region runs from base 212 to 1417 and encodes 401 amino acids. The record is from RefSeq and is a predicted model, not a curated record. Gene Ontology annotation, biological process: regulation of alternative mRNA splicing, via spliceosome. Gene Ontology annotation, cellular component: nucleus. NCBI's taxonomy places the organism in Eukaryota, Metazoa, Chordata, Actinopteri, Mugiliformes, Mugilidae. Gene Ontology annotation, molecular function: poly(A) binding; mRNA binding.